AUGGAUAAUCUGAAGAAUUUAUCCAGCAAUUAUGCAAAUGAAAUCAUUUAUGAAAGUUGGGAAACAAUAAUUAGGGUUUGUAAUGAGGAAGAUGAUGAACUCAAGACGGAAUUACGAAAAGGUCCUUGGACUUCUGAUGAGGACUCUAAGCUUACUUCCUCCGUAGCUAUCCAUGGUGAAGGACGUUGGGAUUGUCUUGCUAGUCUUGCUGGGCUGAAACGAUCAGGGAAAAGUUGUAGGUUAAGAUGGCUAAACUAUUUACGUCCAAAUCUGCGACGUGGUACUUUCACCCUAGAAGAACAACUUCUCAUCCUUGAACUUCAGUUUCGUUGGGGAAACAGAUGGUCUAAAAUAGCUGAAAGUCUACCGGGAAGAACAGAUAACGAAAUCAAAAACUAUUGGAGGACCAAGGUACAAAAGCUAGCAAGACAAUUCCGAUGCAACGUAAAUAGCCCAGAGUUUAGGGAUGCUUUACGAAAUAUAUGGAUCCCAAGGUUGGUUGAACAAAUUCAAGCUAAUGCAAUAUCAAAUCACAAGGAAGCACAAAAUGAAAGCCCAACGUAUGACUCCGGAAUUGCGUUGCAUCAUAAUAUUUAUACUACCAAUAACAAUAUUAAUAAUAAUAACUCAGAAAAUUGUUGCUUCGUUGAUGGUCCCACAUUUUGGGCUUCAACAUGUUUGGACCAAUCUGUGGUUGGGCCUAAUUAUGUGGGUUCUCAGCCCAUUAUCUCUUAUGAUGAGGCCCAUAUUUUUUCUGAGUCCAAUUCAUCGGCUGAAUUGGAUCCAAACUGGGAGGAGAUCCAUGAGAUCUUAAUGGAUAGUGUUAAUGAUGUGGAUUAUAUCUGGUUUUGGCAACCACAAAUAGAUUAG
Messenger RNA from Amaranthus tricolor (Joseph's coat), 870 nucleotides. RefSeq names its product transcription factor MYB108-like. NCBI's taxonomy places the organism in Eukaryota, Viridiplantae, Streptophyta, Magnoliopsida, Caryophyllales, Amaranthaceae. The coding region runs from base 1 to 870 and encodes 289 amino acids. Gene Ontology annotation, cellular component: nucleus. The record is from RefSeq and is a predicted model, not a curated record. Gene Ontology annotation, biological process: regulation of DNA-templated transcription. Gene Ontology annotation, molecular function: DNA-binding transcription factor activity; sequence-specific DNA binding. The transcript has 3 exons.